Penicillium expansum is the source of this 6993-nucleotide messenger RNA. RefSeq names its product ATPase, AAA-type, core. Lineage: Eukaryota; Fungi; Ascomycota; Eurotiomycetes; Eurotiales; Aspergillaceae. Bases 1 to 6993 code for a protein of 2330 amino acids. Gene Ontology annotation, molecular function: ATP binding; helicase activity; ATP hydrolysis activity. The transcript has 6 exons. The record is from RefSeq and is a predicted model, not a curated record.
AUGUCUACAAACGUUCGAUCGGAGCGACUGGCCAAGUAUUUUGGAGCCGUCAUCCAUGGAAAGCAAGAAGUCCAGGAUCUGAGCAAUUUCAAGCGAUUUAUUGAAGCAGUUCUGGACAAGAGUAAUCCCGGCAUUGUUGUUCAACAAAUUAUUUCAAGCAAAAGCGCGCUGGAGGCCUUGCAAAUUGGACUGAGGCUCAACCUCACCCCGGUCUUCAUCAACGGGUACACUGCGAAGUUGAUUCAAUACUUGAACCACCGCGAAGUCAAGCUCCUUUGCAACGGCCAAUUUCUCGAGCAGCUUCUUCUCAUCAUCUUGGAACCCCGUAUCCUCUGGGGCGCAUUUCUGGAGGCGUUCCGGACCCGGAAACUGGAUGAGCAUGCGAUCCAGGCUCUAUGCUGGUUGAUGACGGAGUUGCUUUCAUUGCCUGCCUCUCGCGGGAUGGAUAUUAGAGCCGAUGCUCAGACUAUUUUGGACGAUGGAUCGCUCUUUUCUUCGUCCUCGGUUGACAUACGAAACUCGGGCCAUAAGAUCAAAUAUCUCCUAGAGAUGAAAUCACCCGCGACCACCCUACAGCACUCCGAGAUCACCGCAGGUGGUCGGCAUGAUAAUGAUUUUGCCGACUUUCGCUUGACGGCCAUCUUCCCUACUGCCGAUGAGAUGGGAUGUACGGAGAAACCGUUUUAUCGCCGUGCUGAAGACAUCGCGGCGCUGUCCAGUGGCCAACGUAUUGCGGGCCACGUUGACAAUCAGUUUCGUCUUCUACGAGAAGAUAUGCUCUCGGAGCUCCGCGAUGACCUUCAAAUUGCAAGAGGCACAAAGAAGGGCCGACGGUCGGCUUUCCACUUAAGAAAUCUCUUCCUCGCUCGUAUCCGCUGCACUUCUGGAACAAAAGACCGCCUUCGGCCAUGCACCAUUGGUGUUACUGCCCAGUAUGGACUUGAAAAACUCACGAGCCUCUCAGUGGAUGGUCGCAAAGAUUUCUUGAAGAACGCGCCCCAGUUUGUCAAGCAUCGUGCCUUUGGUUGUCUAGUUAGAGACACAAAUAUCGUGGCUUUUGCUACAAUCGAAAGAGAGAUAGAUGAACUGGUAGCUAACCCCCCAGUGGUUAUGCUGCGUAUUGCAGGCGAAGAGGCGCUCAAAAAGUCUCUGCUUUACCUAAAGCUCUAUCAAGACGUGGAGUUCCUGCUUGUUGACACCGCAAUGUUCGCAUAUGAGCCAAUUUUGAAAUGCUUGCAGGAGAGGAUAGAUAUGCCUCUUACAGAAGAGUUGUUCCUUUACGAAAGAGACCAGCCGGUGCAAGAUUCAAGUCUAGCUCCAUGGAAAGUUGUAAAGAAGUUGAAGGAAGAAUAUGGAUGUAAUGUCCAGGGCACCCUUAAAACUUCAAUGCCAGUGACGCUCGACUCUUCGCAGCUGGAUUCUCUGUUAGCCGGCUUGACACAGAGAGUGAGUCUUAUUCAAGGACCACCAGGUGCCCUUCUCGCAAAGGCCCUCCAUGACAAUAGCAAAGACAAAAUUCUGGUCAUGUGCUACACCAAUCAUGCCUUGGACCAAUUCCUGGAAGACCUACUAGAUAUUGGUAUUAAUCCAUCUGACAUCGUGAGACUCGGAUCUAAGUCCUCACAACGCACUGAGCCGCUUGGAUUGUUCAAGCAACACUCGUCCUACAGGAGGAACCAAACUACUUGGAACACCAUUAAUUCACUUGAAGCGGAGGGAAAUGAGCAAAAGGACAAAUUGCACGACUCCUUUCAGGCUUACAAGAAGCUUGGAGCUAAUGCUGAGUCUAUUUUGGACUACCUGGAGUUUGAAGAACCAGAGUACUUCGAAGCUCUGACCGUGCCAGAGGGCGAAAACGGCAUGAUAAUGGUCACCAAGCGUGGAAGACCAAUGAAAAAAAACUACCUUUAUGGACGAUGGAUCAGCAACCAAGACCCAGGAGUGUGUUCUGGUCUUCUUCCUGCUCGUUGUCGCGAUGUUUGGAGCCUGGAUCAGAAAAUACGGGAGGAGAAAGAGAGGUCUUGGAAGAGAGCUCUACUGAGUGAACAAGCAGAGUCUUUGGGCGUCAGAAUAGCAUUGUUUAACAAAUGCCAAACCCGACUGAGCGCUACUCUUGGUGAGAAAAACCGGGAAAUUUUGAAAUCAAAGCGGAUCAUCGGCUGCACCACAACCGCCGCGGCAAUGUAUUCCGAGGAUAUUCGACAUGCUUCACCUGGCAUCGUGCUUCUUGAAGAAGCAGGCGAGAUUCUUGAGUCCCAUGUGCUUACGGCGAUGACACCGGAGACCAAGCAUUUGAUCUUGAUAGGAGAUCAUCAGCAGCUACGGCCAAAAAUCAACAGUUACAGUUUGAGCACAGAGAAAGGCGAUGGUUAUGACCUGAACGUCUCUCUUUUCGAAAGACUCAUACAUGCCGGGUUUCCACAUACAACAUUGAGCAAGCAGCAUAGGAUGUGCCCCGAGAUCUCAAGUCUUGUACGCAAGCUCACGUAUCCUGAUCUGGAAGAUGACCAAAAGACCAAGAACCGCCCUCAGCCACGAGGACUGUGCGACAGGGUGAUAUUUUUCCACCAUAAAAACCCCGAAGACGUUUUUGUCGAGGUCUCCGACCGAGAUGACGAGAACUCGAAAGGGAGCAAAAGAAAUGUGUUCGAGGCAGAGAUCGUCCUCAAGAUCGUGAAGUAUCUCGGACAACAGGGGUAUGGAACAGAGAAGUUGGUCGUGUUGACUCCGUAUUUGGGUCAGUUAAGUCUACUGAAGCAGACUCUAAGCAAACAGAACGAUCCAGUUCUGAAUGAUCUUGAUUCCCAUAACCUUGUCAAAGCAGGCCUUAUGUCGCAGGCUGGUGCUUCCCACUCUAGGCGUCCAAUCAAGCUGUCUACAAUUGACAAUUUCCAAGGAGAGGAGAGCGAAAUAGUCAUCGCGUCACUCACCCGCAGCAACAAUACUGGCGACAUAGGAUUCAUGGCAGCUCCCGAGCGCCUCAACGUCCUUCUUUCUCGGGCCCGAAAUGUUCUCAUUCUGGUGGGAAACUCGGAAACAUUCGUUUCUAGUCGAAAGGGCCAAAAGCACUGGAAGCCAUUCAUUGACCAACUUAAGUCAGAGGGGCAUAUAUACGAUGGACUGCCCGUCCAGUGCGAGCAGCAUCCUCAGACAAAUGCCAUUCUUCGAACAGUGGAGGACUUCGAUCGAGAAUGCCCGGAUGGAGGAUGUUCAACCCCCUGUGGUGUGAAACUGAGUUGCGGAGUACACGAGUGCCCAUCAAAAUGCCACCAGCUUACGGAUCAUUCAAAGAUGAAGUGCAUGAAGAUCGUGAAAUGGACGUGUCCCCGGGGUCAUUGCUUAUCUCUGUCCUGUUCCCAGGUCAAGCGUUCCUGUCGUUUCUGCAUUCAAGAAGAUCAGGUUAAAGAGCGCAAGCGCAAACGCGAUCUCGAGUUGGAGAAAGAACGGCAAAGAAAGCAGAAUGAGUACGCCCAACAACUUGCAGAGGCUCAGGAGGAGGCUUCUCAUCUUAGGCGUGUGCGUCGCGAUGAAUUCGAUGAUACUGAGCGGGCGAGGGUUCUUGAGCAACACCGCCAGGAAAUUGAGGAUUUAAGGAAUCCCCCCCGACCAGUAUCUCCUCCGCGGGAAUUGAGCUCUGGAACAACUGUGAGGACACCACCAACCGUCACGGAAGCAAACUCGGACUCUAGCGAUACAACCACUCAAAGCCGUAGUGUUGCCAACGAUACAGUUACUCAACGUGCUAGUGCUCAGCCUACAAAUCGACAGGUAAUGCCGCCACCAAAGAUAUCGGCCGCUAAAAGAGACUGGGACUAUCAAAAGCAGUUCUACAACGCUCAAAGCCAGGAAAUCGACAAGUUGAUCGAAAUGAUUGGGCUUGAAUCGGUGAAAACAAAGUUCUUGUCUAUCAAAGCAAAAGUCGACGUUUCCGUUAGACAGAAUACUGAUUUAAGCAGCCAUCGAUUUGGAUCCGUAUUGCUUGGGAAUCCUGGUACCGGAAAAACAACCGUUGCCCGCCUCUAUGCAAAAUUCCUAUCGUCGAUGGGGAUCAUUCCCGGCGACAAAUUCAUCGAGACAACCGGGUCCAGGCUCGCGAAUGAUGGUGUUUCAGGAUGUCAAAAAACCAUCGAAACCCUCCUGAAAGAUGGCGGCGGUGCCAUCUUCAUCGAUGAAGCGUAUCAACUCGUCGGCAGCAGCUUUGGUGGUACCCAGGUUCUGGACUUCCUCUUGGCUGAAGUUGAAAACCUCACGGGAAAGGUAGUCUUCAUUCUUGCGGGAUAUCAACGACCGAUGGAGAAGUUCUUUGCGCAUAAUCCAGGGCUUCCUAGUCGUUUCCCCCAUGAGCUUAAGUUUGAAGAUUUCGAAGACGUGGAGUUGAUGCAGAUCUUGGUCGGAUGGAUCGAGAAGACAUAUAAAAAGCAGAUGAAGGUUGAGGAUAACCUUGGGGGACUGUACUGUCGCAUUGUCGCUCGUCGAAUCGGGAGCGGACGUGGUCGUGAGGGCUUCGCCAAUGCCCGAGCCGUUGAGAAUGCCAUGUCCAAGGUUUCUGAGAGACAAGCUGCACGGCUCGCCCUGGAAAGGCGACAGGGUAGCAGCAAAAUUGAUGACUUUUUCUUCAGUAGAGAAGACAUGAUCGGCCCAGACCCAUCGCAGGCUUUGAAAUCAUCCAAUGCGUGGAAGAAACUGCAGACUAUGAUUGGUUUGGACGCUGUGAAGAAGACAGUGGAGGCCAUUCUAGACACCAUGCGCUACAACUACCAGCGUGAGCUAGAUGAGAAGCCCCUGGUUGAAUACAGUCUCAACAAAGUUUUCUUGGGAAAUCCUGGCACGGGGAAAACUUCAAUUGCAAAGAUCUACGGUCAGAUACUUGUCGAUAUUGGGUUUUUGUCUAACGGCGAAGUGGUGGUGAAGAACCCGUCAGAUUUCGUUGGCAGCGUGAUGGGAGAGUCCGAAAAGAAUACCAAAGGCAUACUCGCAUCUACAUUGGGAAAGGUACUAGUCAUCGACGAGGCCUAUGGACUGUUUGCUGGGGGAACCUCAGAUGGAGCAGGUUCCAAGAGUGACCCUUACAGAGCUGCCGUGAUAGACACCAUUGUGGCAGAAGUACAAAGCACGCCAGGUGACGACAGAUGUGUCUUGCUUCUCGGUUACAAGGACCUCAUGGAAGAAAUGUUCCAGAAGGUCAACCCUGGCCUCAGCCGACGCUUUCCCAUGGACCAGGCUUUUGUCUUUGACGAUUUCACCUCGGGUGAACUGGAUGCGAUAUUGAAUCUGAAACUCAAAGAACAAGGAUUCGGCAUAACUGAUCGUGGCCGUCGCGUGGUAUUGGAGAUGCUCGAGCGUGCUCGCAACCGUCCACAUUUCGGUAAUGCAGGCGAGAUUGAUAAUCUACUCAACACCGCCAAGAUGAGGUAUCAGAAGCGCCUCUCUUCCUCCAAACGCCCCGGUUCUGUCCCGGAUUCUAUUCUUGAUGCUCCUGACUUUGAUGAAGACUUCGAUCGUGCUGAUAAGAAGGAAAGUGUUGCGAAGAUGUUUGAAGGCGUUAUCGGAUGUGAAAGUAUUGUUGCCAAACUGGAAGGCUAUCGACAAAUGGCCCAGAGCCUCAGACGACUGGACUUAGACCCUCGCACGCAAUUGCCAUUUAAUUUUGUUUUCCGUGGUCCUCCAGGUACCGGGAAGACAAGCACGGCCAGAAAAAUGGGCCAGGUCUACUACGACAUGGGCUUAUUGGCUUCAAGUGAAGUGGUAGAAACCUCAGCGACGGACCUGGUGGGCCAAUAUGUAGGUCAGACAGGCCCGAAGACUCAGCAAGUUCUAGAACGUGGCCUUGGAAAGGUACUCUUCAUUGACGAAGCCUAUCGGCUCGCUGAGGGACACUUCGCCAAAGAGGCCAUGGAUGAGAUUGUGGAUGGCAUUACCAAACCCAGGUUUGCCCAGAAGCUGAUCAUCAUUCUAGCCGGUUAUGAUUCAGAUAUCAACCGUCUAAUGUCCAUCAAUCCGGGGCUCACCAGUCGUUUCCCGGAAUCUUUUCAAUUUGACCCAUUGUCCCCGGAAGACUGUAUCAAGUUAAUUUGUGAGCUCUUGUUGAAAGAAAAAAGAGAUCUCCUCAGCAAAUCACAGGCCCAAUUUGAUCUGGUCUGCUUGGAGAGCCCGGACUUCGAGUUCACUAAGGCAAUGUCGCAGCGUUUUGAUAGACUUUCAAAAACUGCAGGCUGGGCCAACGCAAGAGAUGUUGGAACGCUCACGAAGACAAUCUUUGGCAAAACUCUCCAGUCUUCCAGCGGGAAAAAGCUAGUUUUGAGCAAAGAUACUGUUCUCGAAGCCCUUGACUCCAUGAUCAAUGAGCGAUGCAGCAGGGAAGUCUACCCACAAAGCCCUCCAUCAACUCCAAUCAAAAUGGGAGAUCAGACAGACCUGGCUGUACGCACUCAACCUUUGAGCAAGCCUGUUACCAAGCUGGAAAGUUCAGUCAAUGGGGAUAUGGCCUCCAGCAAAGAAUCAGACAUGAUGGAUUCUGAAACAGACAAAUCCACUACCACCACGAUUCGAGAUAAUGGUGUUCCCGACGAAGUGUGGCAUCAACUCGAGAAGGACAAAGCUCUAGCAGAAGCGAAAGAGAAAGAGUACAUGCGCUUGAAAGAGGAAGAGAAGGAGCAACAGAAGAAGAUGUUGAAACUGAAAUUGGAGGAGGAAAAGGCAGCACGAGAGCUACAAGAUGCAAAGCGAAAAGCAGAUGAAGAGGCCCAAAGACGCCAUGAAGAAGCCCUACGCCAGCAUGAGUUAGAGCGCAGGAGGCAGGAAGCAAUCUUGGAGAAGCUCCGCAAGCAGCAAGAGGCGUUGGAGGAGGCACGUCGUAAGGAACAAGCUAAUCAGAUGAAGCUACGCUCUAUGGGGGUCUGCGUAGCGGGCUACCAAUGGCUUAAACAGAUCGGCGGAUAUCGAUGUGCUGGUGGCGCCCAUUGGGUCUCAGAUGCGCAGCUUGGAAGUUCCUAA